AUGACUCCUUUUAAGGCUUUAUAUGGGCGAGACCCCCAGAUGCUUUUUCGAUGGGGUUCCGAAGUAACCAAAGUUGAUGAGGUAAGGGUAUUUCUACAGCAAAAAGAUGCCAUUCUACAUGAAUUAAAACAACAGCUCCAUAAAGCCCAGGAAAGGAUGAAACGUCAAGUCGAUUUAAAACGUCGUGAACUCCACUUUGAAGUUGGUGAGAAAGUGUUCCUUAAAAUUCAACCUUAUCGGUUCAAGACACUUGCUAAGAAGCUCAAUGAAAAAUUGAGCUCUCGUUUUUAUGGUCCUUAUGUUAUCACUAAAAAGAUUGGUUCGGUUGUCUAUCGUCUUGUUUUACCUUCCACUAGUAAAAUCCAUACGGUUUUCCAUGUGUCACAGUUGAAGAGGAUAAUAGGGGCUGCUAUACAACCACAACCACUGCCUGGCUGCCUUUCUGAAGACUUAGAAUUGCAACUACAGUUGGAAGCUUUAUUGGAUACUCAUUAUUCUAAAACUGGUCGCCUUGAGGUCCUCAUCAAAUGGCACUCUCUUCCGAACUGUAUUGAUAGAGGCCUAAUUACCAAAGUGUAUUUUCGUAGGCCCAAGAAGAGCAAAGAGGAAGCUGGCCCAGAGAAGGAAGGAAGAAAGAAGCUCUCAGCUGAGGAUUCAAGGAUUAACAAGAUGAAGGGCAAUCUGGGGAUUAAAGAAGCUGAACACUGGGAUUUUUGGGACUCUUUAACUGGUGAUACUGGUGAAAUUCAUGCAGAAGUGCGAGACCAAAUUGACACAAAGAUAGCAGAGUGGAGGGAGGAAGGGAAGGCAGAGAUUGUGCCCGGUUUGCGGUGUCCUAUUCAUUAUGAGGUGCAAGUGCUUGACGUUGAGUGCUUUUCCUUUCUGAACCAUGGUGUGGAGAAUGAGAUGGCUCCAAUAUUAGUUGUUGCUACCAGCAGAGGGAUCGCCAGAAUCAGGGGCACAAACUACAAAGCUGCUCAUGGAAUUCCAAUGGAUCUCCUCAAUCGUCUCCUCAUCAUCUCAACUAAACCUUACACAAGAGAUCAAUUUCGCAAAAUUCUAGAAAUCAGUUGUCAGGAGGAAGAUGUUGAAAUGAUUGAAGAUGCAAAGCAAUUGCUAACCUGUGUUGGUUACGGAACAUCCUUGAGAUAUGCUAUUCAUCUUAUUUCAGCUGCUGCUUUAGCAUGUCAGAAACGGAAGGGAAAGGCUGUGAAUAUCCAGGACAUGGAAUGUGCGUAUCGCCUAUCAACUCGGUAUUUGAUGAAAUAA
Molecule: messenger RNA, 1269 nt
Organism: Mangifera indica (mango)
Lineage: Eukaryota; Viridiplantae; Streptophyta; Magnoliopsida; Sapindales; Anacardiaceae
Exons: 3
Coding region: 1-1269 (422 amino acids)
Biological process (GO): regulation of transcription by RNA polymerase II; chromatin remodeling; box C/D snoRNP assembly
Cellular component (GO): NuA4 histone acetyltransferase complex; Swr1 complex; R2TP complex
Molecular function (GO): ATP binding; DNA helicase activity
Source: RefSeq, a predicted model, not a curated record